Molecule: messenger RNA, 1748 nt
Organism: Lathyrus oleraceus (garden pea)
Lineage: Eukaryota; Viridiplantae; Streptophyta; Magnoliopsida; Fabales; Fabaceae
Exons: 10
Coding region: 236-1351 (371 amino acids)
Molecular function (GO): nucleotidase activity
Source: RefSeq, a predicted model, not a curated record
AUCCUUUCAUUUUUUUAACUCUAAUCAAUCGAUUAAUUAAUUGUUUAAUAAUAACAGUGACUCUAAUCAUUUCCAAAAUCAACUUGUGUUUUGUGUUCCUUCGUACGUUAAACGCCGUUAGAACCGGUCUCUCAUCUCAUUCCUCUAAUCCAAUUCAAUUUCUUUUAUUCCUUUUUCCCCUUUCUCUUUCUCUAGGGUUUUUCUUCCACCAAUUUCACAACGACGUUGUUUCAAGAUGAUGCCCCCGGGCCUCGUUUCCAAUCUCCAAGAAGCACUUCUCAACAGAAAACCACCACCACAACAAGAUGAAUCAAACGACGCCGUUUCGUCUUCCGCCGACGAAACUGUCGAGUUCGACGAAUCUAAACCUAUUGUGUUGCUCACGAAUACCGACGGACUUGAAUCGCCGGGUCUUUUACGCCUAGUUGAAGCUCUCGUUCUUCAAGGACUUUACAAUGUUCAUGUUUGCGUUCCUCAAUCGGAUAAAUCUGUUUCUGGUCAUUCUGUUACGGUUGGAGAAACUGUGGAGGCUUGUUCUGCUAAAGUUAAUGGUGCUAUUGCUUUUGAGAUUUCGGGAACUCCUGUGGAUUGUGUUUCGUUGGCUUUAUCUGGGGCGUUGUUUUCGUGGUCAAAGCCUCUGUUGGUUAUUAGUGGGAUUAACCGGGGAUCAAGUUGCGGUCAUCACAUGUUUUACUCGGGGGUUGUUGCUGGAGCUAGGGAGGCAUUGUUAUGUGGUGUACCGUCGUUAUCGAUAUCAUUAAACUGGAAGAAGGAUGAAAGCCAAGAAACUGAUUUCAAGGAUGCAGUAGAAGUCUGUUUACCGUUGAUAAAUGCAGCUAUUAGAGAUAUUGAAAAGGGGACUUUUCCCAAAGACUGCUUUCUAAAUAUAGAAAUUCCAAGGUCACCUUUGAGCAACAAGGGUUUCAAAUUGACCAAGCAAAGUAUGUGGAGAUCCACUCCAAACUGGCUAGCUGUUUCAAGUAGCCGCUAUCCAACUGGUCAUUUCUUGGCCAACCCACAAGGUGGUCUAGGUCUUCAGUUUGCACAGCUUGGCCGAGAUGCCUCUGCAGCUGGUGCAGCUCGUCGGUUGGCUACACAGAAAAAGAAUUUGGAGAUUAUUGAAUCAACUGGAGCUGCAGGAAAACCUGAUACCAACAGAGUGAAGAAAUACUUCAGACUAGAGUUUUUGGAGAAGCAGCAGGAAGAAACAGAAGAUGAUGAUCUGGAUUACAGAGCACUUGAAAGUGGAUAUGUUGCAGUGACUCCAGUAUCUGUUUCUCCUCAUAUUGAAACCGAUAUUCAAACGACAACUUCAGAUUGGAUUUCUGCUGUGAUUCCUGGUGGAGAGUAAAUUAAAAACUCAGUGUGUUUGUGUUAUGUGUACAUCAGAGAUUUGAGAAUUCUUUUUCCCUUUUCUUCUUUAAAGCAAAGAUGGAGCAGAAGUGAUAGUCACUCACACGAAUUCAAUAGUUGAUUUGAAUUUGUACUCUUUAUUUUUACAUUAUUUUUUUUUUGGGUUUCCUUGUUCAUUGUUUUUUCAGUUCCCUUGGGCACUUAGUUAUUUCUGGUUUGAAGCAAAAGCUUCUUGUAAUUUGUUGGGCAUGUUUUAGAAAAUUGCCUUUUGGUCUGUUUGUAAUAUCUAUUGCUAGCAAAACACUGGAACACAGCUUGUAACAUUUCUUCCGGAUAGUUAAACUUUGGAUUGAUUAUUUAUUGGAAAUGUGAUCUAAUGGAAGUUAUUUGUCACA